Messenger RNA from Camelus dromedarius (Arabian camel), 1641 nucleotides. It is a transcript of the gene GDE1, whose product is annotated as glycerophosphodiester phosphodiesterase 1. The record is from RefSeq and is a predicted model, not a curated record. Gene Ontology annotation, biological process: ethanolamine metabolic process; N-acylethanolamine metabolic process; phospholipid metabolic process. Bases 151 to 1146 code for a protein of 331 amino acids. Lineage: Eukaryota; Metazoa; Chordata; Mammalia; Artiodactyla; Camelidae. Gene Ontology annotation, cellular component: plasma membrane. Gene Ontology annotation, molecular function: glycerophosphodiester phosphodiesterase activity. The transcript has 6 exons.
AGUGGCCGCCGCGGCCAUUGUGCGGCGCUGGUCCACUCAAAGGGUGCCAGCUUCGGCCAGCGCUUUGGGGUCUCGUCCUAGCUUCUCGAUCUCCUAUCCGGGGAGCCCGGCGGGUCCGGGACUCCCGUCCGUGCCGGUGCGGGCGCCGGCAUGUGGCUUUGGGAGGAACAGGGGGGCCUCCUGGGCCCUUUCUCCUUCCUGCUACUGCUGCUGCUGCUGGUGACGCGCAGCCCCUUCAAUGCCUGCCUCUUCACCGGCAGCCUCUACGUCCUGCUGCGCCUCUUCAGCUUUGAGCCCGUGGCCUCCCGCAGGGCCCUGCAGGUGCUCAAGCCCCGGGGCCGCGUUUCCGCCAUCGCCCACCGCGGCGGCUGCCACGACGCGCCCGAGAACACACUGGCGGCCAUUCGGCAGGCAGCUAAGAAUGGAGCAACAGGUGUGGAGCUGGACAUUGAGUUUACCUCUGACGGGGUUCCUGUCUUAAUGCACGACAACACAGUAGAUAGGACGACUGAUGGCACUGGCCGAUUGUGUGAUUUGACAUUUGAACAAAUUAGGAAGCUUAAUCCUGCAGCAAAUCACAGAUUAAGGAAUGAUUUCCCUGAUGAAAAAAUCCCUACCCUGAGAGAAGCCGUUGCAGAGAGCCUAAACCAUAACCUCACAGUGUUCUUUGAUGUCAAGGGCCAUGCAAAUAUGGCUACUGAUGCUCUAAAGAAAAUAUAUAUGGAGUUUCCUCAACUAUACAAUAAUAGUAUGGUCUGCUCUUUCUUGCCAGAAGUUAUCUAUAAGAUGAGGCAAAUAGAUCAGGAUGUAGUAACAGCUUUAAUUCACAGACCUUGGAGCCUUAGCCAUACAGGAGAUGGGAAACCACGCUUUGACACUUCCUGGAAACAGUCCGUGUUUGUGGUAAUGGACAUUCUGCUUGAUUGGAGCAUGCAUAAUAUCUUGUGGUACCUGUGUGGAGUUUCGGCUUUCCUCAUACAGAAGGAUUUUGUAUCCCCGGACUACUUGAAGAAGUGGUCAGCUAAAGGCAUUCACGUUAUUGCUUGGACAGUUAAUACUUUUGAUGAAAAAAGUUACUACGAAUCUCAUCUUCGUUCUGGUUAUAUCACCGACAGCAUGUUGGAAGACUGCGCAUCUCAGUUCUAGACUUUUCCCCCAGGGAGGAAACAUGGCUAUGGAAACUGCCUGCUGACCUCACACAGGAAUAUCAAAAUACUCUUUGUGCCAGCCCAAGCCCUUGGGGGGACCAGGUGGCUCACACAAGCAAUAGUCGGUAACUGGGUUUUUACCUGAAUCAAAGCAAAGCCCAGUGUUGCCACCGUGCUCCAUGGAAUGCUUGAGUUCAACACUGAUGCUCUUGAAAGUCUGGGUCUGCAAAAAGGCACAACAGCUCCCGUCCCAACCUAGCUGAGGCACACACUGAGACCCAGCGAGGAUAAGCACAGAUUGAGUUGUGCAGUUUUGGGGGUGCAGAUGCAAAUGCAUGGGAAAUGCAUGAUCACUCCGAGUUGACAUUUUAAAACUUGACACACUUACGUAAUUUACUUAUUUAAAUAUUUGUAUUCGGCUAUGUUAUCAAUGUACUGUAGACAUCAAACUUGUGACCAUACUAAUAAAAUCAUUAAAAGGAGCACUAAGGGA